This is a messenger RNA of Trypanosoma rangeli, 1143 nucleotides long. RefSeq lists its product as uncharacterized. The record is from RefSeq and is a predicted model, not a curated record. The transcript has a single exon. Bases 1 to 1143 code for a protein of 380 amino acids. Lineage: Eukaryota; Euglenozoa; Kinetoplastea; Trypanosomatida; Trypanosomatidae.
AUGUCUUGGGCCGCCCUUGGGAGACCUGCGGCGGUGUGUGCUACAGUGGCUGCGGCAACCACGUUCUGGUUGCAUCGUUGCGCCCCGGCGGCCAUGACGCAGGAGUCCCCGACACUUGUGCUGGACAGCCCCCCAUUGGGUCCCCUUUGGGACUUUAUGUCUUUUUUGGACGCGCGCGUGGCGGAGUGGAAGGUGGAAUCUAGCAGCUUUCCGAAGCCCAAUGCGGUGGCUCGGUUGAGUGACGAGCCCAAGGUGCAGGUGCUGCGAUUGGGUUCCUCCUAUUUACCAGACUCAAAGGGUGGGCGCCCAAUACCUUUCAUGCGCGUUGUUGGAUUUUUUCCUGACGCCCUUCCAGAGGAAAUCUUCAGGUUUAUGACGGAUCUUCAGCUUCGGCGAAGGUGGGAUCACAAUUAUCACAUGUUUUGCAAGUGGGACCCUCCCGUAACGGUGACUGCUCCGGAGUCUAUGACGGCGGUUAAGCGGCCUAUUGAAACGGUUGCAAAGAAGACACCAAUUUGUCGUGGCGACACCUGUCGUUUGGUUCCCGAUAUUGAGGAGGAAGUUCUUGAACAAGGAUGGUUUGCGCACCGUGUUGGUCACUCGCUUCUUGAGAAAUUUGGUAUGGCCGAUCGCCUAUUUGCUUAUCAACGCCGUUCUGUGUGCUACACAAAGUCGGGUUGUGCUUCGAGCCCACUGAAGCUCUAUGAUGUCCUCUAUAGUGGCAGUGGCGAGACAGUGAAGAAGGCCGCUGAGCAGUCCGAACCAUUUGCCACAUGGCUACAUUCGUGCGAAAGCGAGCAGGAAGCUACUCGCGUCAGUGUAAACUACCAACAUAUUUUGAUUAUUCCUAUCGCGGAUGCGGCAAUUCAGCUUUGGGCAGAUCCAUUGCCCUUCUCCUUUGCUGGGAGUAUGGUGGAUGAGAGGACCACAAAGCUCAUAUACGACGCCUUCAUGGCGAGUGAGCGUCUUCACAGGGAAACAAGGCGGUUGGAUGGGACGCUUAUGAUCAUGACAUCGGCCAACGAUGUGCAGAUGCCUAGCGGAGUUCCAAUGUGGACUCAACGAAUGCUUGCCACCUUUUUUUCCAAUUACGCGCAGCGUGAAAUGUUAAAGGCGGUACGAGCCUAUCGGACAAAAGAUUAA